Molecule: messenger RNA, 3459 nt
Organism: Silurus meridionalis
Lineage: Eukaryota; Metazoa; Chordata; Actinopteri; Siluriformes; Siluridae
Product: polymeric immunoglobulin receptor-like
Exons: 19
Coding region: 19-2688 (889 amino acids)
Source: RefSeq, a predicted model, not a curated record
CUGGUCUUUUAGAGAAACAUGAGCCUUUACUCACUGCACGUUACUCAAAGUGGUUUUGUAACUCUCUUUGGGUUGUUCCUCUGUGUAUCAGAUGUAGAGAGUAUGAGAACACUGACAAAUGUAGCAGUCAACUAUGGAGGAUCUGUGACUAUUCCAUGUCUUUAUGACCAGCAAUACAAAGCAAACCCUAAAUACUGGUGCCAAGGGAGACAUUGGAUUACUUGCACGAUAGUAGCCUAUGCAAACACAUAUGGAAGUACAUCAGUGAUCGACCAUCCAGCUCAUAAUAUGUUCACUGUGGAACUGAACCCUGUCUUUGAUUCUGGAAAGUAUUGGUGUGCUGCAGAAAUUGGUGGACCAGGGACCAAGGAUGAUCGUGUAUAUUUAUACCUGAAAGUUAGUCAGAAUCCUGAUCUGUCUGUGAGGGAGAGCAGAGUGAGAGGUGAGGAAGGAGGCAGCAUCACAGUAGAGUGUCUCUACAGCUCUGCAUAUCAGAAUGAAAACAAACAGUGGUGCAGAUUCCCUGGUAUGAGCUGCAACUCAGUGGAGAGAACUGAAACAUCCCAGAAUUCAGCAGUGGUCAUCAGUGAUGAUGGGAAACGUUCCUUCACUGUGAAGAUGAGUGGACUGAAGAAGAGUGAUGCUGGCUGGUACUGGUGCAGUGCAGGAGAUCUGCAGGUUCCUGUGCAUAUCAGUGUUGGUGCUGAAGCUCCAGCAAUAUCUGACUUGUCUAGCAGUAAUGAAACCAUAGUGGCUCAGCCAGAGGACUUGAAUCCUAUUGAACAUCUCGGAAGAGACUUUAAAAUGGCCGUCCACCUACAGUCCCCAUCCAACCUGACCCAUCCUGAGAGGAUUUCGCCUAAUCCUGAAGAAGGAAGAGCAUUUGUUUUACCUGUCUUUAAGAGAAACAUGAGCCUUUACUCACUGCACGUUUCUCAAAGUGGUUUUGUAACUCUCUUUGGAUUGUUCCUCUGUGCAUCAGAUGUAGAGAGUAUGAGAACACUGAAAAAUAUAGCAGUCAAACAUGGAGGAUCUGUGACUAUUCCAUGUCUUUAUGACCAACAAUACAAAGCAAACUUAAAAUAUUGGUGCCAAGGGUAUUAUUGGGCUACUUGCAGCAUAGUAGCCUAUGCAAACACACAUGGAAGGAUAUCAGUGAUCGAUCAUCAAGCACAAAAUAUAUUCACUGUGGAACUGAACCCUGUCUUUGAUUCUGGAUGGUUUUGGUGUGCUGCAGAAAUUGGGAAUUCAUGGAUCAUGGAUGAUCGUGAUUAUUUGUACAUGACAGUUAGUAAAGAUCCAGGUUUGUCUGUGAGGGAGAGCAGAGUGAGAGGUGAGGAAGGAGGCAGCAUCACAGUAGAGUGUUUCUACAGCUCUGCAUAUCAGAAUGAAAACAAGAAGUGGUGCAGAUUCAAAGAUCGGAGGUGCACCUCAGUGGGGAGAACUGAAACAUCCCAGAAGUCAGCAGUGGUCAUCAGCGAUGAUGGGAAACGUUCCUUUAGCGUGCAGAUGAGUGGACUGAAGAAGAGUGAUUCUGGCUGGUACUGGUGCAGUGCAGGAGAUCUGCAGGUUCCUGUGCAUCUCAGUGUUGGUGCUGAAGCUCCAGCAUUAUUUAAGACUGCAGGGUCUGGCAGUUCUAAAACCAUGGUGUUGGUAAAGUCAGAAAAAGGAAGAGCAUUUGUCAUCUUGGUCUCUGAGAGAAACAUGAGCCUUUACUCACUGCAGGUUGUAGCUCUCUUUGGGAUAUUCCUCUGUGUUUCAGAUGUAGAGAGUAUGAGAACACUGACAAAUGUAGCAGUCAACUAUGGAGGAUCUGUGACUAUUCCAUGUCUUUAUGACCAGCAAUACAAAGCAAACCCUAAAUUCUGGUGCAAAGGGUACCAUUGGGCUACCUGCAGCAUAGUAGCCUAUGCAAACACAAAUGGAAGUACAUCAGUGAUCGACCAUCCAGCUCAUAAUAUGUUCACUGUGGACCUGAACCCUGUCUUUGAAUCUGGAUCGUAUUGGUGUGCUGCAGAAAUUGGUGGACCAGGGAUCAUGGAUGAUAGUGUUUAUUUAUACCUGACAGUUAGUCAGAAUCCUGAUCUGUCUGUGAGGGAGAGCAGAGUGAGAGGUGAGGAAGGAGGCAGCAUCACAGUAGAGUGUCUCUACAGCUCUGCAUAUCAGAAUGAAAACAAACAGUGGUGCAGAUUCCCUGGUAUGAGCUGCAACUCAGUGGAGAGAACUGAAACAUCCCAGAAUUCAGCAGUGGUCAUCAGUGAUGAUGGGAAACGUUCCUUCACUGUGAAGAUGAGUGGACUGAAGAAGAGUGAUGCUGGCUGGUACUGGUGCAGUGCAGGAGAUCUGCAGGUUCCUGUGCAUAUCAGCGUUGGUGCUGAAGCUCCAGGACUGCCUUCACAUAGAUUACAAAAUAAUGGAUCACCAAGUGAUUACACAAUACUGGCACUUUGCAUCAGCUCCGGGAUUUUAUUUGUUCUCAUGGUGGUUGGCGCAAUCGUCUGGAGGCUUCAAAAGAAACGAACUGGAAUAUCAGUCACAGACAAAGGAUGUGCCAAAAGUCUGGCUUCAUCAGCUUCUGAGCCAGAAGUGACUUACACAGCAGUCAGACUCUCUCACCAUCCAACAGGAGGAGAAGUCUCUCCAGUUUCCUGUGACGACCCAGUCAUCUACAGCUCAGUAACACAGUAGAAACAAGAGGCUACAGGAAAAAAACAACAAAUCUGCACUGGAAAGACUCUGCAAGCAGUGGUGGUACUACACACCUUAUUUCAUGUUUCUCUAUUCUAUAUCUGGAGUCAUUCACUCUAAGAGAACAUGAAGCCAUGUGGAGUUUUGUCCUUUCUUUCGAAAUCAAAAAAGAUUUGCGUCAAAAAAACAGCAGGUCUCCGUGCUGGAGGAAGUUGAUUUUGUAGUAGACAGGACAUUAUGACACUUUGCAGAAGUGUACAUGUUGACGAACCACAAGCUUCAGUAUGUAAUGCUUUUCCCUCAUCCCAAACAUUUAAUAUAUAUAUGUAUGUAUUUGUAUAUAUAAAGGGUGUAAUGGUACGUUCCCUAAUUUUAGUACAGUCAGGGGGAUGCAAAACAUAAGUGCUUGCAAUUUUUUAUUAACGCAUUAUAUUAUAAUUAAAAAUACAUUAAAAUAAAUUAAGAAUAAUUAAAAAAUAAUGUUGUGAUCAACAUUUAAACAGUUUCCAUUUUACAACCUGCUUUGUUAAAUAAUAUAUCAAAUAAUAUUUGAUAUUAAUUUAUAAAAAAUGUAACAGAAUAAAUCAAAUUAAUGCAAUGCACUUUUCCAAAAACAAAAGACGUUCUGUUAUUAAAAAGGAUUAAAUCCAGUGCACAUGCGUACCGAACCAAAAGCCUUGUACCAAAAAAUGUUGGUAGGAAUACGUGAUAUUUUUUAUUUUUCUAAGGAAUAUACAGUAUGUAAAAACAAAAAAAAUGUGAUAUCGAACA